AAACUCGGCGCAGCCGUCGAGCCAGUGCAGCGCAGCGCGCGAAAGCCCUAGUUAGAGCCUGGCGACGCUACUGUUCCCGGCCGGAGCGUUUCUUGUCUUCCAUCACACCUGCUGGCUCGCUGCCUCCGCUACUGCGACUGCGACUGUUGCUGCUCUCAUCCUAUCCUACCAACUGACACCCAUCCCAUCCCGACCCAUUCGUUCCUUUCGUCUUUCGCCUUGAGCCUUUCGCCCUUUUCUUCUGCACCACUCACACCUCCGUGCCACCACCCUCCUGCCUCCAUCGCCCAAACUGCUGCUGCCGCUUUCCUUUGUCGACCGUCUGUCCGCUCCCGUCCGCUGGUCACACCCAUCCACCACCACCACUGCAUUCGCGCUGCUCUGCUCGCACGCCAAUCCUCUGCACCACGGCACCACCGUCACCUCGCCCAUCCCGAGGACAACGAGCUACCACAGCCUGCUGCUACUGCUACCACCUCGACCCGUCUCAGACACUCACACCCGCGGGCAUACUUAAUCCGAUGCUCCAUCCACUCGUACUACCGGCCUAAUCGACUCUUUGCGGGCUUGUGAGGAAGAAAGUGAACGAAAAGUUGCGGCACUGCAGGCGGUACACGCAGCAGACAUGAAGGAGAGUCAGAAUCACGAGUUCAGAGAGCCUGAGGGCGUCUCGUUCUCGAGUCCCACUCACGCACGCAGGCAAUCGACAUAUGCUGCCGAGAAGGGCCUCGCUGCCGUGCAGGGCAAAUCACAGAAACAGCAGGUGACAGAGGCGCAAGAUGGGUUGCAGGCGCCCGAGACAAAUGGAAUGGCAUAUUCGCCCGCCCAAGCACCCACUCCCCUACCGACCGACAUCGACUCCAUACCGCCGUCUCCAAUGAGCCUGUCAUCAGCCGAACCGACCGACGAGGAUAUCAACUCGGACAUUCGUGCCUACCUCAACGAGGAAAUGGACGAUGGCCCUCAGCAUGCAACCUGGUGUUGGGAGCACGCCGAUUCACGACCGCCCAUCACGCCCGAGAGCCUUGCUGAGCUCGAUAUGCCGCGAAUAAUCAACAACCCAAAGCUACGACACGAUGUGAACUUCGAUCGGGAGCUGCAUUUCCGCCCCAACCUGGACGGGUCCAAGGGAAGGCAAAAGAUGCUACAGGCAGAUCAGUAUUGGAGAGCAUUGGAAGCAGAGCUAGUCAUGUGCAAGCUGGUUCAGAUCAGGAGAGCACAGUCACCGGAGAAUGAGGUCUACUGGAGUCGAGUAAUGAAGGGUUCUCUGCAACGACUACCGAACAUCUUUGCCGCCAUUCGAGACAUACUGAAGACGCUGGUGCCCGACUACGAUCAGAAGGCCGUGUCGGAGAGACUCGACGUGGAUCACAUUAUGCAGCAAAUCGAGAACGGAGUUUGUGACCUGAUCGAUCUCGGCAACUGGUUGGCCAAAGUACUCAAGAACCACUGUGCCCCCAUGCGGGACACCCUGGUGGACAACAUGCAACGAGACAUCAAACGCGGAGCAAUGGAAGGCAAGCAUGAGAAACUGGUCAGCGGCCUCAGACAGCUCAUGACUAUCCUCGAGGCUAUGAAGCUUGACGUUGCAAAUCAUCAAAUUCGACACAUGCGACCUCUACUCAUCGAGGACACGAUCAAUUUUCAGCGAAGAUACAACAGCCACCGAAUCAACGUUGGCAAAAUCAGCCUCCCGGACGCUCGAUCGUGGCUGCAAAACAACUUAUGCGAUCAAAGUUCGGGCCUGGAUGCACUGGUUUCAGGCUUGAUCCGCGACAUGCUCCGCAACGAGUCAAGCAACAUGUGCCCUCAAACUUUCUACCUGGAUGCUGACCGGAUACGGGCAUUGCGAGUCGAGCUGCACAGUCGUGUGUACCACCAGAUCUGCUACGAUGUCUUGCGUGAUCUGGCAUGCAGGCGAGGCACCUGUGAAGCGGACCUUCUGCGUGCGAGGGAGUCUCUCCAGAGCUCUGUGUCUGCUAUCGUUGGUGCUUCGGGUCGCUUCAUCGACAGACUGGACAACAUCGCUGUCGAAAUCGUUCGCGUGCUACUGGUCACCGAAGGACAGUACCCACCUUUCGACAUCAACCUCCUGAACUACGCCGAGCACAGGCUUUCCGAGUCUCUUCACGCCAGCUCAGACUCCUUUGCUCAACACUCGGAGGAGCUGCUGCGAAAUCUUGUACCCAAGCUACAGACACGUGUGCGAAGCCAUGUGACUAUGCCGGCGCUCGAUUUACAGGACAUGCUCGUGCCAGCGCCCAUCACUUCCAACCGGAACUCAAUGGGAUUUGGCGCCGUAUGCGAGCCGGUGCCUCAUACUACCGUUGGACCCAUCGACGCUGAUGAGGACAUUAUCCGACGAUUCACGCACAUCCUCGCCCUUCAUUGGCAGGUUUGGGGCGAGCUCGUCUAUCAAUGCGAAGAGCCCUCGUCGCCUAUCUCUGACCGUGAGGAUGAUAGCAACUCCGAGCACGGCAGCGAAAGCACAAUGGUUCAGUCUGCAGCACCUUCGCCGACCAUGCCUGUGGCACAAGCUGUGUAUGCGCCGGGUAAGAAGUGGCUUCCUGUUAGUGUCACAGUCACAGACGUCCCGAGUGGCUUGCCCACACCCGCGGCCAGUCCCGAUGCUUCGGGGGAGCAGGGUUCGACAUCUGGUGAUGCGGACACUCAGCCGAGUGACGAUGCACCGGACGCAUCACAACAGCAACGGCAACAUGCCUGAGCAAACAACCGCCAGCAACAAACACACGACACAAUAUACACUGGACAUCCAGCACAACACGGCUCCAAGCUUUACGAAGCAAAGAGUGCCGUGCAUGCCUAUCGGCUUAAUACACUCGGGCUCGGCCUAUCUCUGAAUUUCUUUCCCAUCAUCCUGUACACAAGCAUGCAGCUGUGUUUCUAUCGAUUUAUCUCGGAGCGGAAGACUGCCGAUCCUCUCCAACGAGCAGUGGAUACUGGCGAUCAUUGCAUUUAGACUGGCAAAACGUCCAACACAACAUGGACUCUCGUUUCUUUACUCAUUUGGAAUCGGUUUUAGCGUAGGCGUUUCGGGGAUGCACCGUUUUUCCAACGGGCGGGCGGCUGUUUCUUCACCCGUUCAUAAUCACCAAUCUCUCUCACACGACCACCACAGCGCUUUCCGGACGGAAGACCGCUGAAAACGGUCGGAAGGAUCACUUGGGCAUACCGAGGGUGGUCCACUCUUUUUUAUCUCAUCUGGGGAAUUUUGUUCUGCAUAUGGGUACGCGCUGGGCCUUAUCAGAGGCUUUUCUGUUUUCAUGGGCUCUGGCUCUGCUGUCGUUUUUUAACCUAUUUUUUGAGAUUUGUUCUGGGAUACCCGAAUAUGGCUUGCUGGGUGGAAGGGAGAGAGAAGGCAAGGGAAGAAGGGAUUUGCAUCAUCAGUUUUCUGCUAUUAAUUUCGGGGUGGCAUGUGUGAUUUCAAGCAGCAGCAAGCAAGCAAGCAAGAAUGGAGAAUUUAGGCAAGGUAGCGAGUGGUAUCACAACACUCAACAAAUCACAACACUACUGUAUGUGGUAGGGUUUUGUGAUUAGAGAGGAUUGGGGAAGAAGAACUUUUUUAUCGGCGA
Molecule: messenger RNA, 3593 nt
Organism: Cercospora beticola
Lineage: Eukaryota; Fungi; Ascomycota; Dothideomycetes; Mycosphaerellales; Mycosphaerellaceae
Product: TCP11 family protein
Source: RefSeq, a predicted model, not a curated record